GCGCCCGCGGCGCAGCCGGCGCAGCCCGGGCUGAUGGCGCAGAUGGCGAGCACGGCGGCCGGCGUGGCCGUGGGUUCCGCCGUGGGACACGUCGUGGGCAGCGCCAUCACCGGCGUCUUCAGCGGCGGCUCCUCCGAACCGGCCAAGGCGGCGGCGCCCGCUCAGGAGCCCCGGCCCGUGAUGCAGCAGUCGCCGUACGGACCCUGCCACUAUGAGAUGAAGCAGUUCCUGGAAUGCGCUACCAACCAGAGAGACCUGACCUUGUGCGAGGGCUUCAACGAGGCUCUGAAGCAGUGCAAGUACAGCAAUGGUGUUUCUUCUCUCCUGUGAAGAAUUCAACCCCUCGUAGGGAAGAGGAUCAUGGUGUAGAGCCCUGCUAUCCACAGGGGUGGAAGGACAGACAGGGAAUGAGCUGGAGGAAGCAGACUGACCAGACAGGAGUAUUCUAGUGGUAAUUCACUUCUGAGCUAGUAGGGAAGGAAAGGAAUGAUUGGACCGAAGGGUCUUUAGUAUUCAGAUAGUGCUGUAUUUAUUACAGAGAAAUAAAAGGAUUUAUUUGGACCUAU
Messenger RNA from Parus major (Great Tit), 566 nucleotides. RefSeq names its product coiled-coil-helix-coiled-coil-helix domain containing 10 (gene CHCHD10). NCBI's taxonomy places the organism in Eukaryota, Metazoa, Chordata, Aves, Passeriformes, Paridae. The transcript is spliced from 3 exons. Gene Ontology annotation, cellular component: nucleus; mitochondrion. The record is from RefSeq and is a predicted model, not a curated record. Gene Ontology annotation, biological process: mitochondrion organization. The annotation marks the transcript as partial.